Molecule: messenger RNA, 947 nt
Organism: Labrus mixtus (cuckoo wrasse)
Lineage: Eukaryota; Metazoa; Chordata; Actinopteri; Labriformes; Labridae
Gene: csrp3
Product: cysteine and glycine-rich protein 3 (cardiac LIM protein)
Exons: 6
Coding region: 114-695 (193 amino acids)
Biological process (GO): sarcomere organization; cardiac muscle contraction; muscle tissue development
Cellular component (GO): nucleus; Z disc; cytoplasm
Molecular function (GO): structural constituent of muscle; actinin binding
Source: RefSeq, a predicted model, not a curated record
UUUCACUGGAGCGUCACUGAUGGACCCUGGUGAUGGCGAGAUGGAUGGUAUUUAAGCGGCCAGGGAAGCGUCCACUGCCACGUUUUUAACAGACAGACAGACUUGGAUACAAGAUGCCAAACUGGGGAGGAGGUGCGAAGUGUGCCGCCUGUGAGAAGACGGUGUAUCAUGCAGAGGAGAUCCAGUGCAAUGGGAGGAGCUUCCAUAAGACCUGUUUCAUGUGCAUGAGCUGCAGAAAAGGUCUGGACAGCACCACAGUCGCAGCACACGAGUCUGAGAUUUACUGCAAGUCCUGCUAUGGCAAGAAAUAUGGGCCAAAAGGCUACGGAUAUGGGCAGGGAGCCGGAGCGCUGAGUUCUGAUCCUCCAGGACAAAACUUGGACCUGCAGUCUAAUGAAUCUAAACCACGACCCGCCAAUUCAAGCUCCAACGGCAGUAAAAUUUCCCAGAAGUUUGGUAGUUCGGACCGCUGUCCUCGCUGCUCUAAAGCCGUGUAUGCAGCGGAGAAGGUGAUGGGAGCAGGAAAGCCCUGGCAUAAGACCUGUUUCCGCUGCCUCCUUUGUGGGAAAAGCCUGGAGUCAACGACAGUGACAGACAAGGAUGGAGAGCUGUACUGUAAAGUCUGCUACGCCAAGAACUUUGGCCCAAAAGGAUUCGGACUGGGGAACGAGGCCAUGUUGGAGGAGCGGCAGUGAACACCUCUGGAUUACAAAAACAUACAAAUUUAGUGUUUCACACGGUAGCUCAAGUCGACUUUCACAAGUCCCAGCUCUUAACCUUCACAAUGGACGAUAUUUCUUUCACCUGAAACGCGCCAUACUUGGCGUUGAAAUGCUGGCACAGAAAAGUAACAGAAGAGUCAAACAACAUUUUAAGGUUGCUAUUGUUUUGAAUGUUUGAUUAAAAUGUGGAAAGCUACACAAUAAAACUAUUUUGUUACCUUAAAA